This is a messenger RNA of Oryza sativa Japonica Group (Japanese rice), 4270 nucleotides long. RefSeq names its product receptor-like cytoplasmic kinase 185. The record is from RefSeq and is a predicted model, not a curated record. NCBI's taxonomy places the organism in Eukaryota, Viridiplantae, Streptophyta, Magnoliopsida, Poales, Poaceae. Gene Ontology annotation, biological process: protein phosphorylation. Gene Ontology annotation, molecular function: ATP binding; protein kinase activity.
GGUUGGAUCUUGGGGGUGGUUUUGUUUGUAGGAAAUGGUAGCUGAUGAUUUGCUCCGAUGUGGUCAGUUCAUGAGAUUUUGGUGUGAUUCGGAUCAAUGGGCGAUUCGAACUUUGUGCUAACACGUAUUCGAUUUUAGCGAAUGGGUUGGAGACAAUCUCGAGGUUUCGGCGCGGAUGGUGGUGUGGUGGUAUUUGGGAGAUUUUCCUUUUGUUUGUGUUAGGCUAUUUUGAUGGUAUGAGUGCUUGAUGUUAGUAUGCGUUACUUAUCUAUUUGUAGUUUAUCUGUGAUGUUUUGGAUCGGUAAGCUAGGUCAUCCUUUUUGGUUUAUCCUAUAACUGAUAGAAGCCAGCGGCUUUAGUGAUAUUUUCGUGGAUGGAUAGGAGGUUGUGGAUGGAUAGGAGGUUGCAGUAUGACUCUUGCAGUAUUGGAUUCAGGGGGACAAGGAAAUUAAUGUUUCACUUCUUGUUUAUACUGAUAAAUGAUGUGGAAGUACUUGCAAGACUGCUAUAGAUGUAUAUGAAGAAAUGGACGAGUCAGGGAGACUUAGCUUCCCCCCAGGAAAUAUCACCUGCAAUUUUAGCAAUAAUCGGUAACAAUGUGGUUAACCUUGUUAGUAAAGCUGACCUUUGAAAGCAUUCUAUCUGUUUGACUUAUUCUCUGGGCUACAAUGACAAACCUAUGGACAACACAUGCUAGUGUUGGUACGUAUGGUAGAAGACCCAGAUGCAACAUCAAACAAGUGCCAAAGAAGCGUCAUUUUGUACUUUUAUUUAUUUCCAUACAACAUGGUACAUUCACCACAAAAUUUUAAUCCUGGUUUGUGAUGACCAAAAUGGCCAAUGUGUUUUAGAAUGAUUAGGCAGGUUAUCUCAGUUCUUCCACUGGAUAUGUUUUUAAUAUGCACAACACAUCUGUAAAUGGACUGGAAAAUUAUGUGAUUUUCAUGAAAGAUCUUCUAUAUGACAUUCAUCAAAACGGAAAUGCAUAUUUCAAUUUCUCUAAUAUAAUUCUCUGUCUGGAUUUUUGUCCUAUGCUCCAACUCCAACAUGCAUGCUGACAAAAGUGAAACCUUUCCGACUUUGUCCUGACUUAAACAUAUUUUUUAUUCACCCCCCUCAAUCGAUAAGACAAUAAAUCAAUAUAACUUGUAUAAUGAUGAUAUUGAGCGCAGUUUAGCUGGCCAUGGAUUCCGUUUGUGUUUCAAGAUGAGGCAUUGAUUUUGUAGGGAUUUUUCAUCAGACUGUAAAUGGUCUAAUCAUCAAUAACUAAAAUUGUACCUGCUUUUCACAUUUGUUAUUAUAAAAGCUCAAACUAUCGUAAUAUGAGGAGGCACCACAUUUUCUCCGAGUGGUCAAAAUGUACAACUCUAAUCAGAGGGAGAAGAAAUGAGUCAGCAUUUGGUGUGCCCAUAAAUAAGAGAAAAUUCCUUAUAUACCAUUGGAUGUUACCCUAUUCCUCUAUUGCCAUUCAAAAAUUGACGUUUAAUUAUUUUUCACAUUCUCAUUUCUUGUUCCUCUUUCUUCUCCUUUCCUCUCUUCCUCUCUCUCCUCACCUGCUGUUUCCUUUUUAUUUCUUCCUUCCUAGCCUGUUCUGUCUUCGAGGAUGUUACCCUAUUCCUCCAUGGCCUUGUUCCUCUUUCUUCUCCUUUCCUCUCUUCCUCUCUCUCCUCACCUGCUGUUUCCUUUUUAUUUCUUCCUUCCUAGCCUGUUCUGUCUUCAAGGUCUGCUGUACUGAGCACCGUGGAUGAUUACAUCAAGCCAGAAUACCAUGAAGUUGGGGCCCAUUGUCAAUAGAGACUGAGGUCAAAGCCAUAAUGUUGGGGGACAAAUACAAAGAAUGGCUGAAAUUGAAGCCAUGACGACGGGAAGAGCACAUUGGCAGCAGUGUGAGCUUGGCAGUGCACAAAUUGAGGCACGAUGGCACAUGAAGUUAAAGCUCCUCGUCCAAGGAUUAGGCUGUCUGCGCUUGAAAUCAGAACACACUGGCAACAAAAUCUAAGUUCCUUCCUCUCGUUCUAAACCCAAGGUCCAUGGUGGCUAACUGGCCAUGACCUUGAAGGCAGUGGUUGUGUUUGGGAAUGGUGUGGAUGUGUCUAGCAGCAGUAGAAAGACAUUAAGUCCGUCCACUGACAACAAUGCUUGGCUGCAGGGGGCUGCAUCCAUGGCUGCCGAAAUCAAAACUUGAGGGUGGCAAAGCUUUUUUGGCUGUGGGGACGAGCUCAGUGGCAGCUGAAUUUGUAAUCAAUGGUACAUCGUUGGGGCUGGGAGAGAUAAAUCAAAAUCACAGGGUGGAUUGGACUCUAGGAAGGAUGCAUUCAUCCCAAGGGAUGCGAAUGGUCAACCUAUUGCUGCACACACUUUCACUUUUCGUGAACUUGCUGCUGCCACUAAGAACUUCAGACAAGAUUGUCUAUUGGGGGAGGGAGGUUUUGGCCGCGUAUAUAAAGGACACUUGGAGAAUGGGCAGGCUGUUGCAGUGAAGCAACUUGAUCGCAAUGGACUUCAAGGAAAUAGAGAGUUUCUGGUUGAAGUCCUUAUGCUCAGUCUAUUGCACCAUGAUAACCUGGUUAACCUAAUUGGAUACUGUGCUGAUGGGGAUCAACGUCUCCUUGUAUAUGAGUUUAUGCCAUUGGGAUCACUUGAGGAUCAUUUGCAUGAUAUUCCACCUGACAAGGAACCUCUCGACUGGAAUACACGGAUGAAGAUUGCUGCUGGUGCAGCCAAGGGCUUGGAAUUCUUGCAUGACAAGGCAAAUCCUCCUGUUAUUUACAGGGAUUUCAAGUCAUCGAACAUUCUUCUUGGUGAGGGAUACCAUCCAAAACUAUCAGACUUUGGCCUGGCAAAACUUGGCCCUGUUGGUGACAAAACUCAUGUUUCGACACGUGUUAUGGGAACUUAUGGCUACUGUGCCCCAGAAUAUGCGAUGACUGGGCAGCUUACUGUUAAAUCUGAUGUGUAUAGUUUUGGUGUUGUGUUCCUUGAACUGAUUACUGGCCGCAAAGCAAUCGACAACACCAAACCACUUGGAGAGCAGAACCUAGUGGCAUGGGCCCGUCCCCUGUUUAAAGACCGCAGGAAAUUUCCUAAAAUGGCUGAUCCAUUACUUGCGGGCCGAUUUCCUAUGCGGGGCCUGUAUCAGGCUUUAGCAGUUGCUGCAAUGUGUUUGCAGGAGCAAGCUGCCACUAGGCCUUUUAUAGGAGAUGUGGUCACUGCUCUUUCAUAUCUUGCUUCCCAGACAUAUGAUCCAAAUACACCUGUUCAGCACAGUCGGAGCAAUGCAUCUACCCCUAGGGCCAGAAACCGUGUUGGUGCGAAUUUUGACCAGCGUCGUCUUCACUCACCAAAUCACCAACAAUCUCCAGAUUUAAGGAAAGAAGGCACCACAACAUCAAAAUAUGAAGCUGAGGUUAGCAGGACUAAUUCUGGCAGUGGCUCUGGUCGACGAGCUGGCUUGGACAGCAUGGAUGUGACAGGUUCACAGAUGGGUAGUCCUGCUCACGCAGGAAGGAAGAGGGAAUCAUCGCGGAGUACUGAUAGGCAGCGUGCAGUCGCAGAGGCCAAAACAUGGGGGGAGAAUUCAAGAGAAAGAAAGUGGCCAAAUGCUCGUGGCAGCUUUGAUAGUACAAAUGAGUAAACCUCUGAAGCAGAAGGUUCAGUUAAGUCGUCAUUCUAGGGGAAAAAAAAAGAUGAAUCACUUGCAGAACCCAACUGGGUCGAAUUAGGUACAUGGGGCAUUUUCGCUCCAUCUCGGCUCUGCGGUCUAUGUGAAUAGAGCUUCUCUUUUUCUUUUUUCUGUCCUGGAGACACCACCGCUGCUUCAGAGCUCUCCUCUCGUCCAUACGAAUAGCAUCACCGCGAUCUCAUCGUCGACGCGCCUAUUCCUGGCGUCCAUUCCUCGUGAUUGAUCAUGCAAAUGUGCCUUUUAUUCAUCAUGAAGACAGAAACACCGUUUGGCUGGAAAUGUAGGUAGAAAGCAAAAGAGAAAAUUUGCUCUGGAGCUAUCCAUUGGGUAUCUCAUGUCGAUGUUGUUGCAUGAUGAGUGUCAGCGGCUGCACCAUUGUUCCUGAGUGUUCUAGCUCUAUGUGAAGUGAAGUCUGCGUACCGAGGGAUGUGAUGUUCUUUUUUCUUUUCUUUUCUUUUCUUUUUGUCUCAAUGGUUUGUACCUAGGGGGUACGGCAUUUUACCUGUGUUUCAUACACCUGUCAUUUGACAAUUUCAUGUCGGAGUUAUCUGUUGUUUUAUCUCUACGAGUAAGCUGUUCUUCAUUCAA